Molecule: messenger RNA, 272 nt
Organism: Sinocyclocheilus grahami
Lineage: Eukaryota; Metazoa; Chordata; Actinopteri; Cypriniformes; Cyprinidae
Product: protein lifeguard 2-like
Exons: 3
Coding region: 21-272 (83 amino acids)
Biological process (GO): negative regulation of apoptotic signaling pathway
Cellular component (GO): endoplasmic reticulum; Golgi apparatus; membrane
Source: RefSeq, a predicted model, not a curated record
UUUUGCAUGCUUUUGUGCAAAUGCAGACUCUGAGCAUGGCUUGCAUGUUGGGUUUCAUCUCUAGUUUCUACAACACCAAGUCUGUAGUGCUGUGCAUUGGCAUCACUGCCAUAGUGUGUCUGUGUGUCACCAUCUUCAGCUUUCAGAGCAAGAUUGACAUCACCUCUUUCCAAGGUCUUCUCUUCAUUCUGUGUAUGGUCAUGUUUUUCUGUGCUAUUGUCAUGGGAUUUGUGGUUCCCUUUGGCUAUGUAAGUAUCCAAAAAUAUAAGUAA